Molecule: messenger RNA, 2246 nt
Organism: Herpailurus yagouaroundi (jaguarundi)
Lineage: Eukaryota; Metazoa; Chordata; Mammalia; Carnivora; Felidae
Product: actin-5-like
Exons: 8
Coding region: 23-1201 (392 amino acids)
Source: RefSeq, a predicted model, not a curated record
CGUCCAGGCCGCGCUCAACACGAUGGUCGUGCCCCUCGUCUGCGACUACGGCUCGGGCUUCAGCAAGGUGGGCUUUGCGGGCAUGGAAACCCCCCUGGCCGUGUUCCCCACCCUCCUCGGGAAACUUCGACACGACAAUCCGCUGGUGGGGAUGGGUGAGGAGGACUGGUUCCUCGGAGACGAGGCUCAGCAUAAGCGAGGGGAACUUAGCCUACAAUAUCCCAUCUCCCGGGCAACCGUCACGAACUGGGCCAACAUGGAGAAGAUAUGGCAUCACUCCUUCUACCAGGUGCUCCGCGUCGCCCCGGAGCAGCAUCCUCUCGUGGUGACGGAGCCGCCUUUAAACACAAUGUCCAACAAAGAGAAGAUGUCACAGAUCCUGUUUGAGACCUUCAACAUGCCCGCCCUGUACGUAGCCAACCUGGGAGUCCUUUCUCUAUACGCCUCUGGCCAGACCUCCGGAACAGCCAUUGAGUCUGGAGAAGGAAUGACGUACUUUGUGCCCAUCAUUGAUGGCUGUCCUUUGCAUCAGUCAACCAUCCAGAUGGACAUGGCAGGCCAAGACCUAACCUCGUAUCUCCUGCAACUAUUGACAGGCGGUGGGCCCUCGUUGGUGAGCACAGGCGACCGGGAGCACGUCCGGAGCAUAAAAGAACAAUACUGCUACGUGGCUUUGGACUUUGACAAGGAAAAAGUAAAAACGGACUCGCCUUCCUACGCCCAGAAAGUUCAGCUGCCCGAUGGCCAGGAGGUCGCCCUCGGGCAGGAGAAGUUCUUCUGCCCCGAAGCGCUUUUCCAGGCGGACCUCAUGGGGAGAAACGACCCGGGCAUCCAUAUGAAGGCCUUCCAGAGCAUCAGCUCCUGCAGCCCCGCCCUCUGGAAGAUUCUCUUCGGCCACAUUGUCUUGUCUGGAGGUACCGGCUCCUGUUCCGGCCUGCGGUUCCGGAUGCAGAGAGAAAUAUCCACCCUGGUUUCCCCUACAAUUAACGUGAAGGUAUCCACCUGCCCCAACUCCACGUACGGCGCCUGGGUCGGGGGUUCCAUCCUGUGCUCGCUUUCCACCUUCAAGGACAUGUGGGUCACCAGCCAGGAGUAUAAGGACAUCGGUUCCUCUGUCAUCAGCAGGAGAAGCUUCUGCUUCGUGGCUUUGUGGAUGCCAUCUUCUGGCCCACCGAUGCCAACUCCACCUUGGCCGGGCUGAUCAGUGCUGAGAACCAGCUCGAACGUGAGGGUGGCCAGUCCUCCCCGGACUUCCAUCAACCUGGUCAAAAGAGGACAGACAGUCUGGGCAAGGCUGGCAACAUCUUGGGAAACGCUCACGGGCAGUCGCUUUGUUGAUGCAAGGUGACGAAGGGGAGGGGAUUUCCGCCGACCCCCGGGGAUUGGUCAGCAUGGCUGAAUGUGUGGCAGCAAGGGACAUCCCCCCGGCUCAGUGCCAUAAACAAAAGUCUGUUUCCCACUCACGCUGCAUGUCCGUUGAAGGCCAGCGGGGCUCUUUCCUAGAUUGUCCCCACGGCAGAAUCUGACCCACAGAGCAGACCCUGUCUGGAACGUUGUCAUUUACUGGGGGUGAGGACAAGAGUGCCCGGUGGGCCUUUCACUGACAAUGAAACACUCCAGCCGGACAGGGACACAGGGCACAUCUGCCCACAGUUAAUUAUCCGGAACAAGUCACACGGCCCCCAAGCACCACAGGGGCUGGGAAGUGCCAUCCUUCUGCAGACGUGACACCCCAAAUGGGAAGGAUAAAGCACGUGCUCUGGUUCAGGAGGGCACCGUUGGGGCGGCAAGGGGCCUGGUGUCCUUCUGGUGGCUUUAAUCCUCAUGCCCGGCUGUGAGAUUGGUUUAUUAAGGCUGGUUUCGUGAUUCAGGAACUGAAGCUAACAGAAGCUAAUUCACUUGGUGAAGGUCAUUACACGAUGACUAGGAGUUCAAAUCUGUGGAUAAACCUUGUAGGGGUGCAGAGGGUGAGCAUUGCAGGGGAGAAGGAACCACAGACAGUGCAGAAGCAUUUCCCCCGCUGAAGACACGUUUCCCAUGUGGACAGAGCCCUGGGAGAGUCCCACACACAGACGCUGCCUGAUGACACUUCCGAGCAUGGAAGGCAAUAAAUAAACUCUAGAGGUAGUGAGAGAAAACAGCAGCAAAGAAUCUGGUGAAGAAAUGGGCAAAAGACAUGAACAGACACUUUUCCGAAGAAGACAACCAGAUGCCCAGCAGACACAUGAAAAGAUGCUCCACAUCCC